Molecule: messenger RNA, 603 nt
Organism: Meloidogyne enterolobii
Lineage: Eukaryota; Metazoa; Nematoda; Chromadorea; Rhabditida; Meloidogynidae
Source: the annotation of a GenBank genome assembly
AUGAAAAAAGCUGUCGCUUCUUUACCCAAAAUUGGAUUAAAUGCUCGUCAUCGAAUAAUUGCUGAAGGUGGCAUUCCUCCUUUACAAUAUGAUUAUGAACGAGAAAAAUGGGCAAUGGGGGAACGUUUUGGGCAAUAUGGACUUAAAAGCGGUGUGGAUAUUCGACGUUUAUGGCCGUCUAUUGAGGAAGUUGAAGACAUUACAUCUCUCAGGAUGCAUAGAAAAGCUAAAGAAGCCGCUGAAUUGGCAAAAAAUAAUCAAAUGUUUGAAGAAUUGAGACGUGAAAAUAGGCUUAAAAAAAUCGAAGAAAACUGGAAAAAGCAUGACGCAAUGUUAGAAGAAUAUUAUGAAGAAAGAGCUCAAUCAAUGGAUCAGAAAAAAAUGGAAGGAGAAGAAUUGCAAAGAAAAAUUCGACAAGUCCAAGAAUAUUUUGGUUAUUGGGUUGAUCCAGAAGAUCCUCGUUUUGAAUUUAUGUUGGCACAGAGAGACGAUGAAGUUAAAUUACAAGAAAAGUUGGCUAAACAAAAAGCGAAAAAGGGGAAGAAACGUCUAAAAUUGACUCCACAAGAGGACGGAAAUGAAGAAAAGAGUGAAACAAGUUAA